GUUUCCUUUUCAACUAAGCAAAAAUCCAAAUUUCAACCCUCAUUAAUACCUUAACCAUAUUACUCCAAACUUCCAUAAUAAUCGCAUUCAUUGCAACAUUUUCACUUCCCCAACUCCCAAACUCUCUCUUUCUCUCUCCUCCGACUGUCAAAUUUCCCACAAAAAUCAACAAAAAUAUCAACUUUUAUAAGAUACCCAGAAAUCAAUAAUCUUUCCCAGAAAUAAUCAGACAAUCAUAUAUACUGAGUAUUUUUCGUGUUAAUUCAAUUCAUAAUCAAUAUCAAUUUCAAUGGGGUGUUCAGCCUCAAGACUUGAUACUAUAUUAUCAAAAGCCAUUGAAGACCCAUCAUUUUCUCUCUCCUCUCAUAACUCAUAUUCUUCCAUUUCUUCUUCUUCAACAACAACAACACAUGCUGCAUCUUCAUCAUCUUCGUCUUCUGCUAAUUCAUCUGUAAUUCCAAAAACUCGCUCACUUUCUGUGCCACUUGUUCAUCAUCCUGCAACUCGUAAAGGUGACACAAACCAUCUUGUUUCUCUCACUUCAACAACUUAUGGGUCUCUUAUUGUCGUCGAUAAACAGUCUUUUUCCGGCGAAAUUGAUGAGUUUUCCGGCAAGUCUUCGCCGGAUUCCGUUAUUAAUACUUGGGAACUUAUGGAAGGUCUUGAGGAAGAGGAAAACCAUGGGUUUAAUCGUGAUUCUGGUAAUGGUUUUAAGGUUAAAAGUUUGAGUUUAUGUGAUUUUGAAGAUGCCCAGAAAAUACCCACUUUGAGAUUAGGGUUAAAUUUUUCUGAUUCUGUUAAGAAAUUGAGUGACUCUUAUGUGUUUGUUGAAAUGCCUCAACCAAAAGUUGAGAAAGAUUAUAGUAGUAAUAAUAGUAACUUGAAUAAUUCUAAACCUUUGUGGAAACUUUUGUCUGAGGAGUCACUUCUUUCUAAGAUGGACCCUAAUGUUUCUUCUAGCUAUCAAAGGGCAUUGUCAAGUAAAAACUUAGGUUAUGAUUCAUCUAGGAGGAUGAAUAUGUCGGUUGAUUCGAGUCCGAUUGUUUCUAUGAUUAAGAGUGUGGAUUCUAGUUCUAGCCCUUUGGGUUUGAAAUUAAGUGUUGGUGAUGAUAAUGCUUGUAAAGUGGGUGGUUGUGAGGACAAGAUUGUGCUUUAUUUUACUAGUUUGAGAGGGAUUAGGAGGACUUAUGAAGAUUGUUGCGCGGUUCGAUUGAUACUUAGAGGGUUUAGAGUGAUGGUGGAUGAAAAGGAUAUAUCUAUGGAUUCAACUUAUAGGAAGGAAUUGCAAAGUGCACUUAGUGGGAAGGCAAUGAGCUUGCCUCAACUUUUUAUUGGAGGGAAGCAUGUAGGAGGUGCUGAUGAGAUUAAGCAGAUGCAUGAAAGGGGAGAAUUGGAGAGGCUUUUGGAUGGAUUUCCUACCCAAGAUUGUGGGUUUGUAUGUGAUAGUUGUGGUGACGCGAGGUUUGUUCCUUGCUCGAAUUGUAAUGGAAGUCGGAAGGUUUUUCUAGAAGAGGAAGGACGAACAAGGAAGUGCCCUGACUGCAAUGAGAACGGGUUAGUUCGUUGCUCGGGUUGUUUCCCAUGAAUGCAGCUUCCAUGUCAUUCAUUUUACUAUGAAACUCCAUCAGUUUCUUGGUAGUAAUUAUUUCGCGUAUUUGUUAAUGCUUAGGUCUUGAUAUGUCCUUUAAUCUUAUCUAUCUUUAUUUUCUAUCAAUGGUAGCAUCCUAAACUUGAUGGCUUGUAAUUGAAUUUUGUAUAAUGUAAAGUUGUAGGGAAGGCUGAUCAUUUCUCUUGA
Molecule: messenger RNA, 1795 nt
Organism: Beta vulgaris subsp. vulgaris (sugar beet)
Lineage: Eukaryota; Viridiplantae; Streptophyta; Magnoliopsida; Caryophyllales; Amaranthaceae
Exons: 1
Coding region: 290-1585 (431 amino acids)
Source: RefSeq, a predicted model, not a curated record